ACAUGUACUCCCUGGAGGAAGUCCGCCUGGGCUGGCUCCCCUCGGGCCUGGUGGUGGACCCUCGCGUGGGAAACCAGCUCAACAACUACGAGUACGAGUUCAAGCCCAUUCGCGGAAACGGGUCGUGUGCGUGUUACAAGUGCAUUCCGGAGACAGAUCAGCCCAGAGACAAGCUACGUGAAGGCCGUCGACGUCUGGAUGUUCAUGUGCAUCGUCCUCUCGCUCCUCACACUCUUCGAGUAUGGAGUCGUCCUUGUUAUACGGAAAGCCCCUCGCGGGAAGACGGCGCCUGUGCCCACCGCUGUGCAGCAGGUGAUGGGCGUAAAAAUGUCCCCCAAAGUAACGCCCCAGAUGCAGCUCUCCCGCGAAGAACGCCUUGAGAAAACCACGAGGAUUGUUCUGCCGUGCGUGUUUUUUCUGUUUAAUCUCGUGUACUGGCCAUACUACCUCGCCUAAGCCGUCUUUGGUAGAUCAUGGAAAGUACCGACGCGGCGUUCAGGAUUUCGGCAACGCGCUGUGCUAUUUUAAGUCAUCGUUUAGCCUGAAAAUAAGCCUGAAAUUCGUUACUAGAGGCCCACCUUACUUCAAUUGUGCUUAUUUUUUUUCACUAGAAAAGCCUAGCCGUGUUAUUUUACAACAGAAGUACGUUAAAUAUAUUUCUAGAUCAUUCUGUAUCCAGACCCCAAAAAAAUAUGGAGAAUUUUUUUGUUUUUGAGAGUCACUGGGGAUAUUUGAAAACUUUUCCUCUCAAAAACAUAGGGUCUUAAUUCCUUUCUUAGAUUUUGUAUAUUGUUAAUUGCGUGUGUACGUAUAAAGUAUGAACGUGUAAUGUGAAUUUGAUAGCAAUGAAUAUUUAGAAUUUUAAGAGAAAUCUUGUAAAGUGAGUUAAGUUGAAUAAACAUGCUCAUUAUAAAGCCCC
Messenger RNA from Penaeus monodon (black tiger shrimp), 919 nucleotides. Its product is annotated as glycine receptor subunit alpha-1-like. Gene Ontology annotation, cellular component: synapse; neuron projection; membrane. Gene Ontology annotation, molecular function: transmembrane signaling receptor activity; chloride channel activity; neurotransmitter receptor activity. NCBI's taxonomy places the organism in Eukaryota, Metazoa, Arthropoda, Malacostraca, Decapoda, Penaeidae. Gene Ontology annotation, biological process: chloride transmembrane transport; chemical synaptic transmission; regulation of membrane potential. The record is from RefSeq and is a predicted model, not a curated record.